Messenger RNA from Symbiodinium pilosum, 1533 nucleotides. Lineage: Eukaryota; Dinophyceae; Suessiales; Symbiodiniaceae. The record is from the annotation of a GenBank genome assembly.
AUGGCCAAAAGUUCCGGCAGGACAGGUCGCAAAGAAGCUUGGAGCAUCGUCACUUACAUGGAAAUUGUGAAAUCGACCAGCAAGACCAAGCGGACGGACCGGGACCAGUUGAUGUGGCGCUUGCAGGCGAUCGAUUUUUGGAAAUCCCUCCCAGGCGGGGGACUCAGCCACGCACAGGCUGAAAAGAAGUGGAAUGGCCUCGAGGAAACGUAUCAGGAGCUGAACCUUGAACAUGACCAUGAGGGUCCGCCUGGAGAGGCUCUCCGCUUACCUGUUUCUGUGGCAACGUUUGUUGACAUCAGCAAUGCGGUUUCCAGAACAAAGCAAGUUGUCAGCACUGGCAAGAGCAUCAAGAAAGGGACCAAUGAGGAUGCGGCAAAUUUGGCACGCAACCUCAACGUCCAUCAUGAUCGCAUUGCUGGAGCUUCCUCCUUUAAGGAGAUGGCCGCUCAGGUGGCUACAUCCUCAGCUGGCCAGGAAGGCAUCGAUGCAUUACUCAGCAAUGUGAAGGACCUGGUUCUCCCAGACAUGAUGCCUGCUACCAAAGAAGAGAAUGAUGAGGAGAUGGAAGAGGACGAGGAACAGGAGGAAGCUGUGCAAGGCAAGAACAAGCGGAAGAAGGGUUCGUGGUUUGAUCGCGACCGUGAAGUCAACAAGGCUCACAAGUUGCUACAAAAGGACAGGAACAAGUCGAAGGGGGCUGCUGCCAAGUUGGUCACAGACUGGGAAGCAGUUCUCAAAGACGUGAGCUCCCUUCCCCCAGAGUCAGCUUGUCAGUUGGAUGGUGAGCAGCGAAUUGCCCGAACCAGGAUUACAUGCUUGCAAGCCUUGCUGCAGCCAGAGGAGAAGCUGCAGGAACACUUGGCUUCAUACGGCCAGGAAGCCCCGCAGCGCAGCUCUGCCUCUGUUGUAACAGCGGAGGUUGCCAAGCAACUUGGAAAUGCACCGCCCUGCCAGUCCUACCUCAAGUUGCGCAGCUUUGAGUUUUGGGAAACCGAGCUCAACAAGGUGAUGGAGUGCGCCGACCAGGAUGGGGUCGAAGCUAUCAAGCUAGAGUGCAAUGGUAUCAGGGGCACUGUGGGAGAGCUCCUUGGUGCCAGUCGAAGCGCCCUCAGUGAUGUUUGCCGUGGCGUCAAGGCAGCCAAGACGGCGAUUGCGCAACGAGCAGCCAAGAAGCAAGCCCAGAGGCAAAACAUGCAAACUCCGGGCAGGCUCUUCAGCCUUGCAGAUCGCUGCACUCAGGUCCCCGUAGCCCAGGAAGCAGUGUUGGAGGGUGAGGACCUUGACCGUCCGUUGCUGAUUAAGCUCCUUGCUUGGGAGGAGGAUAAAGUUGGCAAGUCGCCAGUGGUUAUGCAGUUCAUGCAUUCUGAGUUCAAAGAGCAGUUCGCAAACCAAAACCCUGCCCAUCGGUUGGACCGAGCCUUCAAGAAGCUGCCUGCGGGCGAGGUCAAAGUGUUUGUUUCUGGAAGGGCCACUGCGAUUUUUUCCUUUGUGCAAGCUUCCAGACAACACUCCACCGGACAUCAUGGCUAA